Molecule: messenger RNA, 1253 nt
Organism: Setaria italica (foxtail millet)
Lineage: Eukaryota; Viridiplantae; Streptophyta; Magnoliopsida; Poales; Poaceae
Product: protein CUP-SHAPED COTYLEDON 3
Exons: 3
Coding region: 93-986 (297 amino acids)
Biological process (GO): regulation of DNA-templated transcription
Molecular function (GO): DNA binding
Source: RefSeq, a predicted model, not a curated record
GCCAUUACCUCGCCUCCUCGUUCAUUCUUUACACUUGCCACUUCAAGAAAUAAACCACCCAAAGAGCGGGGAUCAUAUCGGAGGAUUGGUAGAUGGGGCUGAGGGAGAUGGACUCGGCGCUGCCGCCGGGUUUCCGCUUCUACCCGAGCGACGAGGAGCUGGUGUGCUUCUACCUGCGCAACAAGGUGGCCAACCAGAGGGUCGCCUCGGGGACCUUGGUCGAGGUCGACCUCCAUGCCCGUGAGCCAUGGGAGCUUCCCGAUGUGGCUAAGCUUACCGCAGAGGAGUGGUACUUCUUCAGCUUCCGGGACAGGAAGUACGCCACGGGCUCGCGAACGAACCGUGCAACCAAGACGGGUUACUGGAAGGCGACUGGCAAGGACCGGGUGGUCCAUGAGCCGGCCACGCGCGAAUUGGUUGGCAUGAGGAAGACGCUGGUGUUCUACCGUGGCCGUGCUCCCAAUGGGCAGAAGACCGGCUGGGUCAUGCACGAGUUUCGCCUCGAAACACCUAACUCGCCACCAAAGGAGGACUGGGUACUAUGCAGGGUGUUCAACAAGAUGAAACUCUCGUCAGAAGGCGAAGAGGCAGGAAGCAGCGGGAUCCACAACGGCCACACCGCCACCGUCUCUGCUGAGCCCUCCUCGCCGCCGCCGGCGUUCCUCGGCUCGCUACCCGACCCGGCGGCGGCUCCGGCGGACAGAUUCUACCAGCAGCGCCAAGUAACCACGGGCAGCGGCAGCUCGUCUGGCGCCCUGCUGAUGAACCUGCAGGCGAUGCUGCAGCAAGGCAGCAGCUGCUUCCUGGAUUACUGCAGCCCGGUGGUGCACCAUGGCGUGGCGGUAGGGGCGCCCCACAACGCCGGCUGCGGGGACGAUGCCGCCGUGGCCAUGGCGCUGGGGCACGUGGGGUUCGAGGAGCACGGCCUGGGGGAGAUUGAGAUGGAGUACGCGCAGGCGCAGGGUGGCUGCGGGCUCUACUUCUAGCUGGCUGAGAGAGUAGUGGUGCUAUGAAUUAUUAAGUUUGUAUGUACAGUUUAGUAGUUGCAUUACAUGCAGUGGAGAAAUUGCAGUGUAGUUCAGAAGAUUUGCUAGUUUGGGUUAGAGCGAGAAGGGAGUAUCAAAUUGUGAUUGUGAAUUUGUGUCUACAUAGUUUCCAGAAAUACAAAUUAGUUAUCUUCUUGUACUUAAAAAAUGAAGUUGUAAGUGGAUGGCUGGCUUAUUCGGAAAAUAAAAGUGGACGGCUGACUCCAG